This is a messenger RNA of Cuscuta europaea, 3403 nucleotides long. The record is from the annotation of a GenBank genome assembly. Lineage: Eukaryota; Viridiplantae; Streptophyta; Magnoliopsida; Solanales; Convolvulaceae.
GGCAAAUCCUGUUUCCCCUGCUCUCUUCCGACUCUUCCCGUCUUCCUGUCUUAGCGUCUUCACGACAAAGGCCAAAGGGACACCGCCGGUCCGCCACGGCGCCGCGCCACUCGGCCCACUCCGCCAGACCGCCGUCCACAACCGCACGCCGCUGCCAAAGGGACACCGCUCGGCUGCUCUCCAGUCUCCACGAGGACCACGACUCGACUUCAACCGACGACUCCGAGUCUCCCACGACACUCUGACUUCAGCCGACCGCCUCCGCCGCCCUCCGGCCUCCCUCAGAUGUCGUCCUUCCGGAGAAACUUUAUUUAGAGUUGGGGUUGAAGUGCAUAUAUAUAUAUAUAUAUAUAUAUAUAUAUAUAUAUAUAUAUAUUCUCACAUUGUAGAUUAAAGGCAGGCAGGCAAUGGGAGAGGAAACAAAUGAAGUUGGGUUUUCUCAUGAUGAAGGGAAGCUUGUGUUGAUUGCAGGUUCUGAAAAAAGAUUGGAUUUAGAUGCUCGUGAAGGGGCAACAGAAUCAGAUGAUGAGUCUGAUGAAGUGUCUAGCGGAAAGAGUGGAGAGGAGGAGUCAGAAGAGGAGAUAAUGCCUUUUAGUUUCUUAGUCGAUGAUGCUAAUUACGAAGAACUAGCUGAGAAAAAGAGAAAAGCCAUUGUGUCUCAUGAAGACAAAAAAGGGCCUUUGAAGAAACAGAAGGGGACUGAGUUUCUAGGUGCUAGUAUGGAUGAAAUCAUGGAAGCCAUGAAUUACGGUAGCAAGAGGAAAUCGAGGAAGAAAAAGAGAAAAGGAAGGCGUAAAGGUUCUAGAAGAAACGUGGACCCCGAGACCACAGAAUUGUUAGGUGAGGGCACACUGUGCUAUGCAACUGGGGAUUACGAAAGGGCUAUACAACUGCUAAGUGAGUGUAUCAGGCGUAACCCAACACACGAUGCUUACCAUACACUCGGCCUUGUUCACUACGCAAAGGGUGAUAAGAAAAGAGCUAUCUGUUAUUACAUGCUUGCAACACUAAGUGUAAAUAGGCCAAAGGACACACCUCUCUGGAAGUCGCUUCUUUCUUGGUUUAUAGAUCAAGGGAAAACUGCGGCUGUUAAUUACUACCUUCCCAAGGCCAUUGCUGCUGACCCUGAUGACAUCAUGCUUAAAUUCCUCGGCGCGUCUCAUUAUACUGAACUUAAGGAGUAUGAGAAAGCUGCUAAGCUAUAUCAACAGAUACAUCACCUUCGUCCUGAUGAUUCUGAAGUCUGCAUGGCAGCAGCUGAGCUGUAUAAGCAGUGUGGUAAGGUCGAAUCCUCCCUGGUUGCUCUUGAGAGUUAUCUCAGCCACUUCCCAACUGGUGGCGAUCCCAGAGUCAUUUUGAUGCUAACUAGCAUAUACAUUGAGAAUGGCGAGUAUUGUAGAGCUCUUCAACUUAUUAAAAAAAUAGAAGAUUCUCCCAGAAGUGAAUCUUCAUUUAAUGAUCUAAUAAUGGCUAAGGCAGGAAUUUGCUACCUUCAUCUCGGAGAUCUAGAUAAUGCACAAUCCCUUUUCGGGACACUACGUAUUGAGAACAUGAAUGGUUUUACCGAAUCAAUCAUUGAAAUCGCAGACACGUUUAAGAAGCUUGAUCACCAUCAAUCUGCUUUGCAUUACUACUUGAUGUUGGAAAGCGGAUUGGGAUCAACUAGUGGAAAUCUAAAUUUGAAAAUCGCAGAAUGUUACUUAUCUUUGGAAAAGUGGGAUGAAGCAAUUGGAUGCUUCUACAAAGCUCUUCCUUUGCUUGAGAACAGUGUUGAGACUCGGCUGACCUUAGCUUCGCUUCUUCUUGAGAGAGGGAGAGACGAAGAAGCAAUACUUGUUCUUUCUCCCCCAAAUUCAGACUUUGGAUUGAAAACCAUCUUUAAUAACAAUAGCACCCCUGAUGAAGAAUGGUGGAAUGACAUGGAAGUGCAACUAAAGCUUGCCAGGAUCUACCGAGCUAAAGAUAUGUUUCAAGAAUUUGUAAAUGUAUUCUAUCCCUUGGUUUAUCGGUCUUUUACUUCUGAAGCUUCAAAGGUAGCAGCUAAGAAAAAAAAGCUCCCGAAAAGAGUGCUUCUAGAAAGAGCCAAAGUUUUAGAUGACGAUCAAACUGACAAUCUAGUCCAGGGAUUUAAACCUGUGGCUAACGUAGAUGAUAGAAGAAAGGCCUCCAGAGCAAAGAGGGUCCUUUUAAAAAGAUGUUCAUUGAAAGAUGAAAUGAAAAGAAAAUCUUUAGCUGCUGGUAUGGAUGUGAAGAGUGAAGAUUCAGAUUCAGACUCAGAAUCUCGGGUAUCUCUGCACAAGAAGAAACCUCCGACGCCCAAACUCCUAAAAGAUGCAGAGAAUCAUCAACUCUUUGUUGACUUGACCAAAGCCCUGGCAUCUCUAGGAAGAUACGAAGAGGCAUUUGAUGUUUGCAAACUCACACUCAGUUUUGCUUCAGACAUAUUGUCAGAUCAAAGGAGAGAUAGUAUUGUGAAUGUCGGUGUCCAAUUGGCAUGUAAAGUCCAAGACACAAAACGUGGUUGCAAGUUUCUAAAGCCUAUCCUUCUUCAACAUCCAUAUAAAAUGGCGUUAUGGAAUUACUACUACAAAGCACUGUCGAAAGCAGACAGCACUAUCUCAAAAAACAACAAGUUUCUACAACGUGUUCGCAAUCAACAGAAAGAUUGUGUCCCUCCUAUUGUUAUCGCAGGGCAUCAGUUUGGCGAGAUCAGUCAGUAUCAAGUAGCAGCUAGGGAGUACCUGGAAGCUUACAAACUUCAGCCUGAUUGCCCUAUAAUUAAUCUUUGCGUAGGAACUGCACUGAUUAACUUAGCAUUUGAUGUUAGGCUGAAGAAUAAGCAUGAAUGUGUGUUACAAGGGUUGGCUUUUUUGUACAACAAUUUGAGGUUGUGUGGGAAGAAGAAUGAUUGCCGCCAAGAAGCCCUAUACAACAUAGCACGGGCAUAUCAGCAUGUGGGGCUUGUGACUAUUGCAGCUUCGUACUAUGAAAAGGUGCUAACGACUCCACAGAAGGAUUGCCCAAUCCCGAGGUUUCUCUAUGAUGAAUGUCAGUAUGCACACCGAAUUGAAAAACCCGGUGGCUAUUGCAGCCUUCAUAGGGAAGCUGCGUACAACCUUCACCUGAUUUAUAAGGCUAGUGGGGCAUUUGACCUUGCUAGGCAGCUUUUGCAAGAUUAUUGCACUGUUUGAAGCUCUUUUCUUUCCCCUGCUAUAUAUUGCUACUAUCUAUGCUUGUACUGAGAUUUUGUGAACCAGCAAGUAUGUUGUUAUUUAUUCCCUUUAUUAUUUUGUAGAUAUUUACAUGUACUUUGUUGGUUUGUACUUUUGUGAGUGGCUUAUCUGUGUUCUUCAAAUAGUUGCCUGCUUGUGUUAUGUUUAUUUUGUCGGGUGAGAACUUUUUC